This is a messenger RNA of Nilaparvata lugens (brown planthopper), 952 nucleotides long. RefSeq lists its product as uncharacterized. The transcript has 3 exons. The coding region runs from base 95 to 601 and encodes 168 amino acids. The record is from RefSeq and is a predicted model, not a curated record. Lineage: Eukaryota; Metazoa; Arthropoda; Insecta; Hemiptera; Delphacidae.
AAUAAUAUGUACGCAAUUUGUGCACAGAUUUUUAGUUGGGCAAAUUUAUCUGGCCUUAUUUUUAAUAAUAAUUUCCUUUUCCAGGUCUGUAACAAUGUCCAUGGAGCUUUGUUUUGGUUUGAGUUGGAACUCGACCUCGCCUCAUUGUGGACAAAUUAUCAUAAUAUUUACACAGAGGUGUCUUCGGUGGAUUGGUGAUGCCGGCCAUCGACGGUUCGGGCUGUCCCUCAGACUGGUGGAUGGCGUCCUCCGGCUCCUCUCUGUGUUCGGCGGGAUACGGAUCGGCUCCAACAUGGACAUGCAGGGUAUCGAAGGAGCAACGUGUGGAGGUGAGGUGGUUGGUACAUCCUGGAGCUCGAGCUGGGUGGACGAAUGCUGGCCCAGGUUAUUGGUGUUGAAACCCAUGGAGGAUAUGCUGCCGGGCUCGCGACUCCUUGGGGUCUCUGCCUCGUCGUCCACUGGAGUGGGAGUGCUGGAUGGAGCGUCGUCAACUAUUGCCGUAUCCGCCUGCGCACUGGGUCCUGAGGGUAGUGCUACUGGGUACGAGACAUCCGAAUUGGGGUUGGAGUCUUCCAUGGUGAAGUGGCAGAUUCUUGGGUGACAGCGUGGAAGUUCGAGCGACAGUUCGGUAGUGUGUGCGCAGACAAGCGAAUCGAUGCUGAUUCGCUUAAAAUUAUAUAAGUGAUGAGAUAAGUGAACAACAAAUAUUUAUCACAGUGAUUAGUGCCACGAGAUGACUAGAGGAUAAUUCAGUGCACGUUGAUCUUCAAUUGUUCGAGGUAAAACAGACAAACAGUAAAAAAUUAACAAUAAAAAUAAGACAUACAAUACUAAACAUAUAGCAGUUUCUUGUGAGGUAGGAUACGAAACCUUCUUGUUUUAUAAUUUUCGUGUGGUUCAGUCCACAUACAAAAUUGAUCUGUUCAAUCUCAAGUUCGUUCUUUCUCUCCCC